Labrus bergylta (ballan wrasse) is the source of this 5409-nucleotide messenger RNA. The record is from RefSeq and is a predicted model, not a curated record. NCBI's taxonomy places the organism in Eukaryota, Metazoa, Chordata, Actinopteri, Labriformes, Labridae.
AGAAAAACAUUCCUCGAGCGUCGCUGUGAUGUCGUGGUCGGAUGAGGCGUCUGCCAGCAAGAAGAACACAUUUUAAAAUGGACUAUUUGGCUGGAGAACGGGAAGAGAGCUGUGCCAGUUGUGAGUUUACAGCGGAGGUAAAGAGAAGAAAGUCACCCAGGCAGCAGUGGGAGCAGGACUUGUUCUCAGGAUAAAAAGCAGGAACAAGACGCGGAUGUGCAGAUACAGUACAGCAUCUGAUGCUGCCAUGAUUGCGAGGAGCUGGAGCAGUGUGGGAUACAGAGCACUCAGAGUGGGCGGGCCUUCUUCCACCUUUCAGCUCCUUCUUAUUCUCUUUGGUCACUUACUGGACGUCCAAGGUCAAGGAUCCCGUCUACGCCAGGAGGACUCCCCACCCCGGAUUGUGGAGCACCCCUCUGACCUGAUUGUCUCCAAAGGGGAACCCGCCACCCUCAACUGUAAAGCAGAGGGGCGGCCGACCCCGACAGUGGAGUGGUACAAGGACGGAGAGCGGGUGGAAACGGACAAGGAUGACCCACGUUCUCACCGCAUGCUGCUGCCCAGUGGCUCGCUCUUCUUUCUACGCAUUGUUCAUGGACGACGGAGCAAACCAGACGAGGGAGCCUACGUCUGCGUGGCACGGAACUACCUGGGAGAAGCUGUGAGCCGUAAUGCAUCUUUGGAAGUUGCAUUGCUGCGAGAUGACUUCAGACAAAACCCGACAGACGUGGUGGUGGCAGCAGGAGAGCCAGCCAUCCUGGAGUGUGUUCCUCCCAGAGGCCAUCCUGAACCCACCAUCUACUGGAAGAAAGACAAAGUGCGAAUUGAAGACAAGGAUGACAGGAUCACUAUUCGAGGAGGAAAGCUAAUGAUUUCCAACACAAGAAAGAGUGACGCUGGCAUGUACAUCUGUGUGGGUACCAACAUGGUCGGAGAAAGGGACAGUGAGACAGCACAAGUCACAGUAUUUGAGCGACCGACCUUCCUCCGCAGGCCCAUCAACCAGGUGGUCCUGGAAGAGGAGAGUGUUGAGUUCCGAUGCCAGGUACAAGGAGACCCUCAGCCAAAUGUACGCUGGAGGAAAGACGACGUUGACGUUCCUCGUGGGAGGUACGAUAUCAAGUAUGACAAGGACGACUAUGUGCUGAGAGUGAAGAAGGCUUCCGUUAACGACGAGGGCACGUUCACCUGUGUUGCAGAAAACCGCGUGGGCAAGUUGGAGGCGUCCGCCACUCUCACAGUCAGAGCUCGCCCUGUCGCUGCUCCUCAGUUUGUCAUCCGCCCAAGGGACCAAAUCGUGGCUCAAGGCCGCACUGCCACCUUCCCGUGUGAAACCAAAGGAAACCCUCAGCCUGCCGUCUUCUGGCAAAAGGAAGGCAGUCAGAAUUUGUUGUUUCCAAACCAACCCCAGCAGCCCAACAGUCGCUUCUCUGUGUCGCCCAGCGGAGACCUCACCAUCUCAUCUGUGCAGCGGGCAGAUGCUGGUUACUAUAUCUGCCAGGCCCUGACCGUUGCAGGCAGUAUCCUCGCCAAGGCUCAACUGGAGGUCACAGAUGUACUCACAGACAGGCCGCCACCCAUCAUCCGCCAAGGUCCGUCCAAUCAGACGCUGGCGGUGGACAGUGUGGCUCUGUUGAAGUGCCAGGCGUCAGGAGACCCCAUCCCCUCCAUCAGCUGGCUGAAGGAUGGUGUCAGUCUGCUGGGAAAGGACUCGCGCAUGUCUCUGCAGGAGCUGGGCAGCCUGCAGAUCAAAAGCAUCAAGCUUUCAGACUCUGGGAUCUACACAUGUGUGGCUACCAGCUCCAGUGGUGAAACAUCAUGGAGUGCUUUCUUGGAAGUCAAAGAAUCAGGUAGUGUGUUGGUCGUGAAGAACCAUGAUGAGAAUGAGCUACCAGGGCCUCCAUCUAAACCUCAGGUCACUGAUGUCACCAAGAACAGUGUGUCCUUAUCCUGGCAGCCUGGGAUGGUUGGAGCAUCACCUGUCUCCUCUUUCGUCAUUGAAGCAUUCAGUCAGUCCGUGAGCAACAGCUGGCAAACAGUGGCUGAUCAUAUCAAAACAACCCAGUUUACCGUCAAAGGUCUGCGUCCCAACACAAUCUAUCUGUUCAUGGUGCGAGCCGUCAACAACCAGGGCCUGAGCGAUCCAAGCCCCAUGUCUGAACCUGUCAGAACACAAGAUAUAAGUCCUCCAGCUCAGGGUGUUGACCACAGGCACGUGCAGAAGGAACUCGGAGAAGUGAUAGUUCGCUUGCACAACCCUGUUGUCUUGAGUCCCACAACUAUUCAGGUCACAUGGACGGUGGAUCGGCAGUCCCAGUUCAUCCAGGGUUACAGAGUUCUGUACAGGCAGACCUCCGGACUCCCCUCACCAGGACCCUGGCAGAUGCAGGAUGUUAAGGUCCCUUCUGAACGCAGUGUUGUCCUGUCCUCGCUGAAAAAGGGCAUUGUGUAUGAGAUCAAAGUUCGCCCUUAUUUCAACGAGUUCCAAGGCAUGGACAGUGAAUCAAGAACAUCUCGCACAACUGAAGAAGCUCCAAGUGCCCCUCCUCAGCAGGUAACAGUCCUGACUGUGGGAAACCAGAACAGCACUUCAAUUAGCAUUUCCUGGGACCCUCCUCCACCAGACCACCAGAACGGCAUUAUCCAGGAGUACAAGAUCUGGUGUCUGGGGAAUGAGACACGUUUCCAUGUAAAUAAGACAGUGGAUGCAGCCAUACGUUCAGUGGUGGUGGGCGGGCUGCAGGUAGGCGUGGUGUACCGGGUGGAGGUGGCUGCAAGCACAAGUGCCGGGGUUGGAGUCAAGAGUGAACCUCAGUCUAUUAUCAUCGGUAAGGAGUUCCGGGACGUGAUUAUACAUGGGAACCGGAACAACAGCAUCACAGAGCAGAUUACUGAUGUGGUGAAACAGCCUGCUUUUAUUGCCGGUAUUGGUGGGGCCUGCUGGGUCAUCCUCAUGGGCUUCAGCAUCUGGCUCUACUGGAGAAGAAAGAAGAGAAAGGGUCUGAGCAACUACGCAGUUCAGUCCUUCACCUUCACCCCUGCAGUGACAUUCCAGAGGGUCGAUGGUGGUCUGAUGAGCAAUGGAAGCCGGCCGGGCCUGCUUAAUUCCAGUGACCCAGGUUACCCCUGGUUAGCGGACUCUUGGCCGGCCACCAGCCUGCCUGUCAACAGCAGUUCCGGGGGACCAAAUGACCUGAGUAACUUCAGCCGAGGAGAUCUCCCCUCUGGUCAAGGGGAUAAAACAGGCACCAUGCUAUCUGAUGGAGCCAUCUACAGCAGCAUAGACUUCACCACCAAAGCCAACUACAACAGCCCUGGUCAGACAUCCCAAGCCACUCCCUACGCCACCACCCAGAUUCUCCACUCCAGCAGUAUCCACGAACUGGCUGUGGAUCUGCCCGAGGCUCAGUGGAAGGCCUCACUCCAGGCCAAGCAGGAGAUGGCCAGCUUGGGCUACUCCCUGCCUGACAAGAACUCAUGCAACAACACCCUCCUUUUCAUUCCUGACUACCGAUUGGCCGAUGGAUUGUCUAAUAGAAUCCCACACAACCAAUCACAAGAUUUCAGCACCACCAGCUCUCACAACAGCUCAGAGCGAAGCGGCAGUCUCUCAGGUGGAAAGGGAGGGAAGAAGAAGAAGACCAAGGCUGGCUCUAAACCCAGUAAAGCUAAUGGGUCCAACUGGGCCAAUGUUCCCCUGCCCCCUCCUCCUAUUCACCCCCUCCCUGGCACUGAGAUGGACCAUUAUCCCAAUGAGCUUCAUGAAGGAGCAGGGUAUGAGAGUGAUGGUUGGGGCCCGCCCAUGCCUGUGCAGACUUAUCUCCACCAAGGUAUGGAGGACGAGCUGGAGGAAGAGGAGGAGAGGGUUCCCACUCCACCCAUCCGAGGGGUUGCCUCCUCCCCCGCUGCCGUUUCCUUUGGACAACAGUCCACCGCCACCCUUACCCCUUCUCCCAGAGAUGAAAUGCAGCCCAUGCUCCAGGCUCAUUUGGAUGAACUAACCAGAGCAUACCAACUGGACAUGGCAAAGCAGACAUGGCACAUGCAGGUUGGCUCCCUUCCUCCCCAGGCUCCAGCUCCUCCAGUGGGCUACGUGUCUAGCACAAUGGUUUCUGACCUGGAGACUGACCUGCCGGAUGAGGAGGAGGAGGAGGAGGAAGAAGAGGAGGAUGAAGGCUAUGGAGCCAGGCAUCCCCGUGGGAUUGAGCACACGCCAGGGUCUAGCAUGGACAACCUGGACAGCUCUUUAACAGGGUCCAUGGUGAAUGGGUGGGGCUCAGCCUCGGAGGACGACCGUAAUUUCUCCAGCCACAGGUCCAGUUUGGGCAGUUCGUCCGAUGGCUCCAUCUUUACUCAAUGCAGUUUUGCCCAGGCCCUGGUGGCAGCGGCAGACAAGGCGGGAUACCGCCUGGAUGGCACAAGUCUCAGCAAGAGAGGUAAAGGCUUGUCUCACAGGCCCCGGCCCGGCAGCCCAUUCUCAACAGAUGGCAGCACAGUCGGCACACACAGCCUGGGCCACCAGAGGGCCACCAGGCCCACACGCAAACCCCGAAGCCAGGGCACAGCACCCCACCGGAGAGAUCCUGGUGCAGACGACCUACCUCCUCCUCCUGAGCCUCCUCCCAGUCAGGGGCAGGGCCGUAUCCAGGGGGCCCGCAGCAUAAGCAGCAUGGCACCCCCCACAGAUAGAAAGGCUUCAUCUCUGGAGCGCCCGCCUAUAUCAGGGGUCCUGCCUGAUGACAUAAAGAACUCCGUGGACAGACAGACGCGCACCACUCUGGAUCAUCAUCGCCAGGCUCAAGACAGACUGGGCUCCAUGGAACGAGCUGAUGACGGACGCAGGGGACACAAAACAGAGGAGGGGUGCCUGCCAUACAGUAAACCAUCGUUCCCCUCCCCCGGGGGUCAGAGCUCCUCUGGCACAGCCUCCUCUAAGGGCUCGACGGGGCCACGCAAAACCGAGGGUCCACGACAGCCACAGCAGUGGACGGCUUCGGAGCACGCUGACUUCCUGGGGGCCAACGGACAGGGACAGUACUCGGGGGAGUUAUAGUGAUCUGCCGGGGGAUGUGAACUGGAAAACACGUUGGUCUUACCUCGGAGGAAAGACGCCCUUCCAGUGUGGGCAACGAACUUUGUCCUUCUCUGUGUGCCCUCAAAGGGAAGAGGAGCAGCAGAGGGCACGUCUGAGAAACGCAGUGUCACAGAACUGUAAAUGUGAUGUAUAGACACAGACAUACUGUACAUCUCACUAUGUUCUUUUGUCCUCAAGAAAAUAUUUUCCACCUCCUACCUUACUGUUAUUUUCUUUUUGUUAGAAAAAGGCAAGUAAAAAAAAAAAAGGAAAACAUCUAUAUGAGAACACAUUUUUCUGGUAACUGUCCUUGGGGGGAGGGGGGGAGGGGUGUA